Molecule: messenger RNA, 1921 nt
Organism: Menidia menidia (Atlantic silverside)
Lineage: Eukaryota; Metazoa; Chordata; Actinopteri; Atheriniformes; Atherinopsidae
Source: the annotation of a GenBank genome assembly
CUCUCUUUCAGCAUCUGCUUCGACAGGGAUUUCAGAGCCUACGUGCAGGCAGACAUGAGCAAUUACUGCUAAAAGUUUGGCAACGAGUCCCGAUCCAUUCAAAUCUGAGCAGACUCCGGUCUGAGCCGGGCGGAGGGGAAAACGAUGCUCCCGAGAGGCUUGUGCCUGGCCUUUGUCACCCUGGCGCUGGUGGAGGCUCAGUACGAGAAGUACAGCUUCAGAAGUUUCCCCCAGAAGGACGUCAUGCCUCUGGAGUCGGCGUACAACUACGCGCUGGAGCAGUACUCCGCGCAGAACUGGGCCGAGAGCGUCAAGUACCUGGAGCUGAGCCUGCGGCUCCACCGGCUGCUGCGGGACAGCGAGUCCUUCUGCGGCCGCAACUGCAGCUCCGUGAGCCGGGAAGACGGGGCUCCGCUCCCGGACGGCAGCCUCCGCGUCGUGCGCCACAUCCUGCUGAGGGCUGCGUGCCUCAAGCGGUGCAAGGCAGACUUCCCCGUCUUCAACAUCUCCUAUCCGCAGCGGGACAUGCUGGACACCUUUGAGAGGAGGAUACCGUAUCGGUACAUACAGUACGCCUACUACCAGCUCAACAACUUGGAGAAGGCUGUGGCCGCAGCUCACACCUUCCUGAAGAAGAACCCCAAGGAUCCGUCUCUGUCCAAAAACAUGGACUACUACAGGACGCUGUUCGAGGUGGACGAGUAUCUCAUCGACCACGAGGAGCAGCCCUACGAAAGUGUUUUCCUCAAGAGCGUGACGCUCUACAACAACGGGGACUUCAGCAGCAGCGCCAGAAACAUGGAGCAGGCCAUCACGCAGUACUUUGAGAUCUACAACCUCUGCUUGGCCGGGUGCGAGGGCUCCUACGAGAUCUUGGAGUUCAAGGAUUUCUACCCGACUCUGGCAGAUCUCUUCAUCGACGUGCUGAAAUGCAAAGUGAAAUGCGAGGACCACCUGAUGCCCAACGUGGGAGGCUUCUUUGUGGAGAAGUUUGUGGCCACCAUGUAUCACUACCUGCAGUUUUCCUACUACAAACUGAACGACGUGAAGAACGCGGCCCCCUGCGCCGCCAGCUACAUGCUGUUCGACCCCGGGGACCAGGUCAUGCAGCGGAACGUGGCCUACUACCGCUUCUACCGGGAGCAGUGGGGCCUCAAGGAGGAGGAUUUCCAGCCUCGGCCCGAAUCCCUGCGGUACUUCAACCAGACAACCAAGCAGAAAGAGAUGCUGAAGUUUGCACUGAACUACCUACAGACAGAUGACGAGAGUGUGGUAUGUGGCUGGGAGGUGUCGGCCUCUGGGACUGCUCCACAUCCAUUUAAGUCGGGUCAGCCCCUCCCAGCUACCGACACACUGCCUGGACCUGAAGGGGGAGGAGGCCUGAGAGAGUUCAGGCUGAAUUACAGGGAUGUGGUCAGUCCAGAAGAAGCGGCAACCUCCCGCUCAGAAAAUCCCGACUCUGAAUUCGAGGGGAUGGGGGACUACGAGGAGUCCUUCCUGGCUGAUUGGUGGCAGGAACCCAAAACUAAGUGGGACACUGGAGAGAUUGCAGACUGACAUUUCUCUCAAACCUUAACUGACCUCUUGUGACAACACACCAGAGACCUUUCCACAAGCAGACCGCCUCAUUCCAACUCAGUGAAGCAGAUCAAAUGGACUAAACCAUUCUCUUUUUCACUCUUUUGCAGCAUCCAUUAUGUUGAUCAAGUUCAGAGAUUGACAUAUUCAGUCUUGGGCUGCCAUCAGCCUCUUUUUAUAUCUAUGCAGUUUGUCAUUUGCUUGUAUCCUGAUACAUGCUGAUGACUUUUCUAACGUUUUAUCUAACUUUAUUUAAUGAAAGUUGAAUUCCUUUGUGCUGCGAUUUAAGGAGGGUGACGUGUAGCUUUUCUUGAGCAGUUAAUAAAAUAUUGUUUUGAUAUAA